UACUUGGGAAGGAAUAGAAUUACAGUUAAGAGCGUAACUAACACGUCUCUCUUUCCAACUCUUCCAAUCUUCUUUUUGAUUUAUACCUAUUUGGAUACUUUUCUUUUUCUCUAUAGCAAGCACCAAAUAAGUUCCAAACAGUCCCUUCUCUUGCUUCGCCUCAGUUUCAGCUUAUUAGACCCAGAUAACUUUUUACAGUGCAAAACAAAAACAAAAACAUUAAAAAGUUUAAUUCCGAUCUGGGUUCUCAAAAAAAUCGAAAAUUUACAUAAAAAUAAGAGCUUUAGUUAUCAAAAUUGAGGGGUUUUUUUUUAAAAAAAAAAAAAAAAAAAAACUGUAUUUAUUGCAAUCUGAAUUAUAGAUUUGUAGGGUUUUUGAGGAAAAACGCAAUAAAUAGUUUUUCUUGAUCUGGGUUGUUCUUAUUUUGAGUUUUUGGAUGAGGGAGAUGGGGAAAAAGCUUGGGCUUUUGGCGUGGGUUUGGUUUAUGCUAUGUGGGUUUUGUGUGGGAAGGUUUGUGGUAGAGAAGAACAGCUUGAAAGUGAGUUCACCAAGCUCUCUGAACGGUGUCUAUGAAUGUGCAAUUGGGAAUUUUGGGGUUCCUCAGUAUGGAGGAACCAUGGUUGGCACUGUGGUUUACCCUAAAGCCAAUCAUAAGGCAUGCAACGACUUCGAUAUCUCCUUCAAGUCCAAGCCUGGAGGCCUACCCACCUUUCUCCUAGCCGAUCGAGGAGAUUGUUACUUCACCUUGAAGGCAUGGAAUGCACAGAAAGCUGGAGCAGCAGCUAUUCUUGUUGCGGAUGACAAGGUGGAGCCUUUAAUUACCAUGGACACUCCUGAAGAAGAAAAUGCUAAAGCUGAGUAUCUACAGAACAUUACCAUUCCUUCAGCCCUUAUAAGCAAAUCCUUGGGGGAUAGCAUUAGAAAAGCUCUAUCAAGUGGAGAGAUGGUUAACAUAAAUCUUGAUUGGACUGAGGCUCUUCCACAUCCCGAUGAGCGGGUUGAGUAUGAGUUUUGGACAAACAGCAAUGAUGAAUGUGGACCAAAGUGUGAAAGCCAGAUUGACUUUGUCAAAAAUUUUAAAGGAGCAGCUCAGAUACUGGAGAAGAAAGGGUACAGUCAGUUCACCCCACAUUAUAUAACUUGGUAUUGCCCAGAAGCUUUUAUUUUUAGCAAACAGUGCAAGUCUCAGUGCAUCAAUCAUGGGAGGUACUGUGCUCCAGAUCCCGAGCAAGAUUUUAAUAGAGGAUAUGAUGGGAAGGAUGUUGUGGUUCAAAAUCUACGCCAAGCGUGCUUUUUUAAGGUGGCCAAUGAAAGUGGAAAGCCAUGGCUUUGGUGGGAUUAUGUGACAGAUUUUGCAAUCCGUUGCCCAAUGAAAGAGAAGAAGUAUAAUGAAGAAUGCUCAAAUCAAGUUAUUAAAUCCCUUGAUGUUGACCUCAAGAAAAUAGAAAAUUGUGUUGGAGACCCUUCGGCAGAUGUGGACAACCCAGUUCUUAAAGCUGAACAGGAUGCACAGAUUGGCAAAGGCACCCGUGGAGAUGUUACUAUAUUGCCAACUCUUGUAAUAAAUAACAGACAGUAUAGAGGUAAGCUGGACAAGGUAGCAGUUCUCAAGGCCAUCUGUGCAGGAUUUGAGGAGACCACAGAGCCUGCCAUUUGUUUGAGCGAAGAUAUAGAAACAAAUGAGUGUUUGCACAACAAUGGUGGCUGCUGGCAAGACAAGGCUGCUAACGUAACUGCAUGCAAGGAUACUUUCCGGGGAAGAGUAUGUGAAUGCCCUGUUGUGCAAGGUGUAAAGUUUGUUGGUGACGGUUAUACUCAUUGUGAAGCUACAGGGGCUUUACAUUGUGAAAUCAAUAAUGGAGGUUGUUGGAAGAAAACUCAUGAUGGCGUGACUUACUCAGCUUGUGCUGAUGACUCAAAAGAUUGCAAGUGUCCGCAAGGAUUCAAGGGUGACGGAAUCAACACCUGUGACGAUGUUGAUGAAUGCAAAGAGAAAAUAGCCUGCCAGUGCCCAGAAUGCAAAUGCAAGGAUACAUGGGGCAGUUAUGAGUGCAGUUGUAGUGGUGGUUUAUUGUACAUGCAAGAACAUGACACAUGUAUAAGUAAAGAUGGCAAGACAGAGGUGAGUUGGAGCUUUAUUUGGAUUAUUAUUCUCGGCUUGGCUGCUGCUGGGGUUGGGGGAUAUGCAAUUUACAAGUACAGAAUCCGGAGAUACAUGGAUUCUGAGAUACGGGCAAUCAUGGCGCAGUACAUGCCAUUGGAUAAUCAAGGAGAGAUACCUAAUCACGUUUCCCAUGGGAAUGUAUGAAAGGUGGAGAGAUGUUGAUAUGUGCAACUCGGAUGAUUAGAGGAUUACAAAUCACCAAAUUCUAAGUUGCAUUUGCACACCAACCACAUUUUAUUGAUUAGUAGGGGAUUGUACUGUUUUUAACCUGUGGCUAGCAACAGCUUUUUUCUUCUAUUUUAUAAAUCUAGCAACAGCUUUGAUAGUCAGAAUUUCUGUGUUUAUUUUGAGAGUUGGAAGUUUGUCCUUUCAUUCUGUUCUUAUCAAUGUAAAUCGGUAGCCUAAUUGAUGCAUGUAUUUCCUAACUUAUCAAGGGUGCAAUUUUGCUCAGGAUGGAAGCAAGUAUAACAGUUUAAAGUAUUUGUUGUA
Molecule: messenger RNA, 2653 nt
Organism: Quercus robur (English oak)
Lineage: Eukaryota; Viridiplantae; Streptophyta; Magnoliopsida; Fagales; Fagaceae
Product: vacuolar-sorting receptor 1-like
Exons: 12
Coding region: 437-2308 (623 amino acids)
Molecular function (GO): calcium ion binding
Source: RefSeq, a predicted model, not a curated record